GGCCGGUGACGCACCAGGGACGCGGCGGCGGCGGGAGCGGCAGGGUCAGCAUGGGGAAGCAGAAGAAGGCGCGGAAGUACGCGGUCAUGAAGCGCAUGAUCAGCCUCCGGGACGAGCGCCUUAAAGAGAAGGACCGCGUAAAAGCCCCUGUGAAGAAGAAGGAGGACCCGAGUGCCAUCAAAGAGCGGGAGGUGCCCCAGCAUCCCUCUUGCUUGUUCUUCCAAUAUAAUACACAGCUGGGCCCUCCUUACCACAUCCUGGUUGACACUAACUUCAUCAACUUCUCCAUCAAGGCCAAACUGGACCUAGUGCAGUCGAUGAUGGACUGUCUCUAUGCCAAGUGUAUUCCAUGUAUCACAGAUUGUGUAAUGGGUGAAAUUGAAAAGUUAGGACAGAAGUACCGUGUGGCAUUAAGAAUUGCCAAGGACCCUCGCUUUGAACGCUUGCCGUGUAUGCACAAAGGAACCUACGCCGACGACUGCUUGGUGCAGAGGGUCACUCAGCACAAAUGUUACAUUGUGGCCACAGUGGAUAAAGAGCUCAAGCGGAGAAUACGAAAAAUCCCUGGAGUGCCCAUAAUGUAUAUUUCCAGGCACAGGUACAAUAUUGAGAGGAUGCCAGAUGAUUAUGGAGCUCCCCGAUUCUAACCCGUCCAGUCAAGCCAUCAAUGCCCGGACUGUGAGCCAGGACAAGGGUCCUUCUGAUUCUGCCCUCCUCCUUUCUUCUUUUGUUGGAACUCUGCUCAUGUGGAUAACACCAAACCGACUUCUUAAUCUUGUUUUUCUAAGAAAAAGCUAUUUUGAAGAGUCUGGUUUUAUUCAUCCAUCCUGUGCCUUGGUCUGAUUACCUACAGGUGGGAGAAGCAUAUGGGAAACAGAGGGCAGUGGGACCAAGAAUGUGCCUAGCUCUGCAUCAGGACCAUUGGAAAACAUGAUUUCAGCAUUCUGAAUUAAAUAUUGAUGAUGCAACUCUGACUGAGAAUGAAACCAGAA
This is a messenger RNA of Zonotrichia leucophrys gambelii, 992 nucleotides long. RefSeq names its product FCF1 rRNA-processing protein (gene FCF1). The coding region runs from base 51 to 647 and encodes 198 amino acids. The record is from RefSeq and is a predicted model, not a curated record. The transcript is spliced from 8 exons. Gene Ontology annotation, cellular component: nucleolus; small-subunit processome. NCBI's taxonomy places the organism in Eukaryota, Metazoa, Chordata, Aves, Passeriformes, Passerellidae.